AUGGUUCUUAUCCUUUCUACAGGAACCAUGAUUAGGUUGUUUAAAGUCAAGGAAAAGCAAAAAGAAGAGGCGAAAAAUGCAAACCGAAAUGGAUCCUUUAAGAAGCAAAGUGCAGGGGAACUGCGUGUUCACAAGGACAUAAGUGAACUAAACCUACCAAAAUCAUGCACCAUUUCAUUUCCAAAUGGCAAGGACGACUUAAUGGCUUUUGAGAUCACCAUUAAACCCGAUGAAGGGUAUUACAUGGGUGGAAAAUUUUUGUUCACUUUCAAUGUUGGUGCUACCUAUCCACAAGAGGCGCCAAAAGUCAAGUGUAAAACCAAGGUGUAUCAUCCUAAUAUUGACUUGGAAGGAAAUGUUUGCCUCAACAUCUUACGAGAAGAUUGGAAACCCGUCCUCAACAUAAACACAAUUGUUUACGGAUUGUAUCAUAUCUUCACGGAACCGAACCAUGAAGAUCCUUUAAAUCAUGAGGCUGCGGGUGUUUUAAGGGACAACCCGAAAGUGUUCAAAUCAAAUGUGAGGACAGCAAUGGGUGGGGGACGUGUGGGAGACACUUAUUUCACAAAAUGAACCAUGAUUAGGUUGUUUAAAGUCAAGGAAAAGCAAAAAGAAGAGGCGAAAAAUGCAAACGGAAAUGGAUCCUUUAAGAAGCAAAGUGCAGGGGAAUUGCGUGUUCAUAAGGACAUAAGUGAACUAAACCUACCAAAAUCAUGCACCAUUUCAUUUCCAAAUGGCAAGGACGACUUAAUGGCUUUUGAGAUCACCAUUAAACCCGAUGAAGGGUAUUACAUGGGUGGAAAAUUUUUGUUCCCUUUCAAUGUUGGUGCUACCUAUCCACACGAGGCGCCAAAAGUCAAGUGUAAAACCAAAGUGUAUCAUCCUAAUAUUGACUUGGAAGGAAAUGUUUGCCUCAACAUCUUACGAGAAGAUUGGAAGCCCGUCCUCAACAUAAACACAAUUGUUUACGGAUUGUAUCAUCUCUUCACGGAACCGAACCAUGAAGAUCCUUUAAAUCAUGAGGCUGCGGGUGAUUUAAGGGACAACCCGAAAGUGUUCAAAUCAAAUGUGAGGACAGCAAUGGGUGGGGGACGUGUGGGAGACACUUAUUUCACAAAAUGAACCAUGAUUAGGUUGUUUAAAGUCAAGGAAAAGCAAAAAGAAGAGGCGAAAAAUGCAAACGGAAAUGGAUCCUUUAAGAAGCAAAGUGCAGGGGAAUUGCGUGUUCAUAAGGACAUAAGUGAACUAAACCUACCAAAAUCAUGCACCAUUUCAUUUCCAAAUGGCAAGGACGACUUAAUGGCUUUUGAGAUCACCAUUAAACCCGAUGAAGGGUAUUACAUGGGUGGAAAAUUUUUGUUCACUUUCAAUGUUGGUGCUACCUAUCCACACGAGGCGCCAAAAGUCAAGUGUAAAACCAAGGUGUAUCAUCCUAAUAUUGACUUGGAAGGAAAUGUUUGCCUCAACAUCUUAAGAGAAGAUUGGAAACCCAUCCUCAACAUAAACACAAUUGUUUACGGAUUGUAUCAUCUUUUCACGGAACCGAAUUAUGAAGAUCCUUUAAAUCAUGAGGUUGCGGGUGUUUUAAGGGACAACCCGAAAGUGUUCAAAUCAAAUGUGAGGACAACAAUGGGUGGGGGACGUGUGGGAGACACUUAUUUCACAAAAUGAACCAUGAUUAUGUUGUUUAAAGUCAAGGAAAAGCAAAAAGAAGAGGCGAAAAAUGCAAACGGAAAUGGAUCCUUUAAGAAGCAAAGUGCAGGGGAAUUGCGUGUUCAUAAGGACAUAAGUGAACUAAACCUACCAAAAUCAUGCACCAUUUCAUUUCCAAAUGGCAAGGACGACUUAAUGGCUUUUGAGAUCACCAUUAAACCCGAUGAAGGGUAUUACAUGGGUGGAAAAUUUUUGUUCACUUUCAAUGUUGGUGCUACCUAUCCACACGAGGCGCCAAAAGUCAAGUGUAAAACCAAGGUGUAUCAUCCUAAUAUUGACUUAGAAGGAAAUGUUUGCCUCAACAUCUUACGAGAAGAUUGGAAACCCGUCCUCAACAUAAACACAAUUGUUUACGGAUUGUAUCAUCUCUUCACGGAACCGAACCAUGAAGAUCCUUUAAAUCAUGAGGCUGCGGGUGUUUUAAGGGACAACCCGAAAGUGUUCAAAUCAAAUGUGAGGACAACAAUGGGUGGGGGACGUGUGGGAGACACUUAUUUCACAAAAUGUAUCUAAUAAUUUCGGUUGGUGAAUUUUAUUAAGUUAAUUAUUAUUAGAAAGUUGACAUUUUAAAAGGC
Lactuca saligna is the source of this 2288-nucleotide messenger RNA. Lineage: Eukaryota; Viridiplantae; Streptophyta; Magnoliopsida; Asterales; Asteraceae. The record is from the annotation of a GenBank genome assembly.